Dracunculus medinensis (Guinea worm) is the source of this 1974-nucleotide messenger RNA. The record is from the annotation of a GenBank genome assembly. NCBI's taxonomy places the organism in Eukaryota, Metazoa, Nematoda, Chromadorea, Rhabditida, Dracunculidae.
AUGCUUCGGAGAACUGAUGGGAAAAGUGAGGAAAAUCGUUCGGGUGAUAUAAAUACCAAUCCAAUAAAGAAAAAAGUCGAUUCUCUUCUUUCCAGUAAUUUUCAUACUGAUCAGCAUUACGUUUUGGAUAUAAAUAUAAUAUUGCAGAAUUUUCUUGGUAUGAUGGAUUAUGUUGCAUCAAUGAUUGGCGAAAUAGAUUUGCAUACAGAACGGCGGCUUAUGAUAAAAUUAGAAAAGGAAAAAUUGAGGGUUUAUCAUAAAUAUCUAAAUGAUUUUGAAAAGGUAAAUAAUAGUGUGCAAAGUUUUGCUGGUAAAGUUCAUGAAUUAAAUAAGAUUUGUGCUGAUAUGACGAAUCGAAUUCGAAGCAAUAAAGAGAAAACUCAAGAUUUGUUAUCUAAAACGACUGCACUUCAAACUGAAAAAAAAUUAUUAGAGAAAAAGAAGCAAGCUGUGGAUGAUUUUUUUGAAAGAUUUUCUCUAUUGCCUGAGGAAGAAAAGGCUCUACAGGGAUCAGAACUUGAUGGAACUAUUGAUAAUAACUUUUUCACGGCCUUACAGCGAAUUAAAACAAUUCAAAUUGACAGCAAACAACUUUUGAGAAGCUCUGGUGAAAAUUUGGCUGCACUUGAAAUUAUGGAAGAUAUGGCAAAAAAAUUAGAGCAAGCUUAUGAAGUUCUCUAUCGUUCAGUUCAAAGAGAAUGCCGUUUAUUAAAUAUGGAUUUUAUGGAAAUGAAAAGUGUUCUUUUGCAAUCGAUGGCUACACUUCAAGAUAGACCUGUUCUUUUUAAAUAUGCAAUAGACGAAUAUGCUACUGCUCGUCGUAAUCAUAUUGUCCGUUUAUAUAUCGAUGCGUUAACUCGUGGUGGCUCAAGUGGUGUUCCAAAACCGAUCGAAUUACUCUCACAUGACUCUUUACGAUAUAUUGGUGACAUGCUGGCUUGGAUUCAUCAAUCAUUAGCGACUGAGCGUGAAUUGUUGCAGGUUUUAUUAAAAUUAUGUAAAGCAGAAGUUUUGGAGGAAAAUAGUAUGAGCAUUUUAAGCGAAAUUUCUGAAGCGAUGUGUAGACCAUUCAAGGUGCGCGUAGAACAAGCUCUUUCCAAUGAAUCCAAUUGUAUUGUCCUUUAUCGGUUAUCCUGUUUGUUCACAUUUUAUGGAGAUACUAUAAGACGAACCUUGUGCAAAGAAGCUGUACUUUCCCUCACCAUUGAUGAACUGCGAGCACUUGCGUUGGAUAUGUUCUUUAGUGGUUUAAAAUCAGCUGUGCAGAAAUUUCUUUCCAAAAUAAAUACUCCUGAUUACGAUCUUUUGCCUGUACAUGCGGCCCAUCAAGUGCUUAUGCUUUUGAAAGAUGUACUCGAAUCACAUGAUAGUGUCGUUGCUGUCGUUGUUGAUAAGAAAGAAAAUUUUGAAAAGAUUUUUGCUGCUGUUCUUGAUCCGCUUAAUCAAGCGAUUCAGAUAUCAGCUACUCAACUUCACUCACCACUUGAUAUUGCUGUAUAUACAUUGAAUUGCUUAUCAGCUAUUAAUUCAUUGAUUAUUCUUUAUCAGUACACUGAUUCUCGGUUGGAAAUGAUUAAGGCUCAGAUUACUGCCAACGAAGAUGUACUUGUUAGCGAGCAAGUGACAAUGAUACUGAACCAGACAGAUCUUAUGGAAAUAUAUAAAAAAUCAUGUGCUCAUCGAUCCAAUCAGGGAGCACUAUCAGAAAUCUCUGGUAUGGAACCUUCACGUAUAUCCAGUGCUUUUGCUUUGUUCGAUGCCUUCCUAGCUAAUCCUGAUAACUUUUCCCUGGACCAGUUCUCCAAAAUUUCUUCGGCUCGUAUUCGUGAAUCCGUACAACAGCGAACGAUUGAUGACCUUAUUGCAGCUUAUAAUGUAAUAUAUAAUAAGAUUAUCGACGAAAGUAAUAAAUAUCCACCUAUGCAUCUGAAACCAAUUGAACAGAUUAAAGAAUUAUUACAAGGAUGGAAAUAA